Molecule: messenger RNA, 315 nt
Organism: Orycteropus afer afer
Lineage: Eukaryota; Metazoa; Chordata; Mammalia; Tubulidentata; Orycteropodidae
Gene: HIGD2A
Product: HIG1 hypoxia inducible domain family member 2A
Exons: 2
Coding region: 1-315 (104 amino acids)
Biological process (GO): mitochondrial respirasome assembly
Cellular component (GO): mitochondrion
Source: RefSeq, a predicted model, not a curated record
AUGGCGACUCCUGGAACUCCGGAGGCACCCUUUGACCCAUCGCAGCCCCCAGCCAUUGAAGGUUUUAGCCCCAGUAUCUACAGAGAGACCGAAAGUUUCAAGGAAAAGUUCAUUCGCAAGACCCGAGAGAAUCCAAUGGUGCCCAUUGGCUGCCUAGGUACGGCGACCGCCCUCACCUACGGCCUCUACUGCUUCCACCGGGGCCAGAGCCACCGCUCCCAGCUCAUGAUGCGCACUCGGAUUGUUGCCCAGGGCUUCACGAUCGCAGCCAUCUUGAUGGGUCUGGCUGCAUCUGCCAUGAGGUCUCGACAGUGA